Molecule: messenger RNA, 834 nt
Organism: Striga asiatica
Lineage: Eukaryota; Viridiplantae; Streptophyta; Magnoliopsida; Lamiales; Orobanchaceae
Source: the annotation of a GenBank genome assembly
AUGUACCGGCGCCGCUCCAACUCUGCCCAAAUUACAAAGAAAACUCCCCGCGGGACCCACCUCAUACCCACAAACACCAUUACUCUUCUCGCAGCUCGCGCAGUUCGCCGGAUAAUCGUUCGCGUAGUUGAACUUAUAGUCGAUACCGAUCCCAUAGUCCCACGCCUGCGGGUCGUUGGACCUGUACACCGCCGAGUAGGACCCGCACCCGAGCUUCCCCAGGUCCAUCUCGAACGCGGGUCCCAAGUCUACCGGCGCGUACACGCAGCACGAGGAAACUGGCAGGCUGAGUCUGUCGGCAGCCUCGCACGAGCAGAGGAAGGUGCAGACGUCGUCUGCCCCUUCCAAGUCGCACAUAGGGAAAUGAAUGGAGGAGUUACUGUUGUUGUUGCAGUCGAGGAGGGUGAAGACGGUGGAGUGGUGGAAGGAGAAAGGGGCGUCCCAGUCGAGGCCGAAGCCGCGGCUAGGGCGAGUGCAGGAGCAGGUGGACAUGGUGGGGUCGGAGAUGCGGAGGAGUUGGGUGGAGUAGUCGAUGGAGGUGACUGGGUAGCAGCCGGUGUGGGUGGAGAGGGUGAGUUGUUGGUGUUGGGGGUUGCAUGUUAUGUAGGGUUGGAAGCGAGGGUCGCCGCAGCCGGGGCCUGUGCCGAACGGGUACUUGAUUUGGAGGUUGCCACAUUUGUUGCCGCAGGGUUCGGAGGAGGUUCGGGUGAAGAGGAGGAGGAGAAGGAGGAGGAGUGUGAAGGAAUCACCUUUAUAAGCUUUGUGGAACCAUAUAACAUAAUGCGAGAAGAUAUGAGUUCAAUUCAUUACAUAAUGCCUAAUGUUCUCGAAUAA